Messenger RNA from Cricetulus griseus (Chinese hamster), 849 nucleotides. The record is from RefSeq and is a predicted model, not a curated record. NCBI's taxonomy places the organism in Eukaryota, Metazoa, Chordata, Mammalia, Rodentia, Cricetidae.
AUGAGGAAAGAAAAUAACAGGAAGAAUGACUUAACUCAAGAUUACAUUAGAGGCAAGUCCUCUGAUAGUAGUACUUUUGGUUGGUUCAGCUCUUCGUUAUCUGUCCUGCUGCCCGACGGGGAAGCUUCAGGGGUCUUGGCUCCAGUAGAGGCCUCGCUGGACGACGUACAGAGGAGGCUCUGUCGUCUGGUAUUGGAAGCACUGCAGGUUGAACUCCAGCCCCUGUUCGCAUCUCUGCCCUCGCGCCGGUGGCUAUUGAGUUCUGAGUUGCUGGACGGUGUGUGUGAGCAGACGUCGCACUUCUGCCAGGAUUUCUGGCGUGUGCGGAAGCCUGCUGUUCAGCUGCUGCUGGCGGAGGCGGAACGAACCGUGGUGUUGCAAUACCUACGUGCGCUGAUGCAGGGCCGCCUAGUGUGCCGCAGUGCAGACGAGCGUACCCAAGCGGCUGAGCGCCUUCAGCACGACGCUACCCAACUUAAGGAGCUUUUCCUGGGUUUGGGCCUGGAGGAGAGCGCUCACUGCGCGCCGGUGCUGCUCGCGCUGAGGGAACUGCUCAACCUCCACGACCCCACGCUGCUUGGCCUCGAGGUGGCAGGCCUGAGGCAAAAAUUUCCCGACGUGAGCGAGGAUCAUGUCUCCGCCCUCUUGGACCUGCGCGGGGACGUGUCCCGAGAGCAUCGCCAGGCAGCACUCAGCUCCCUGCAGGCUGGCCCACCGCCCUCACCUUCCACUGGCCGCCGAGCACUCUUCAGUCUCGUGCCGACGCCUACGCCCUCCCUGUCCUCCUGCCUCCCCUCGGGUCCCUGCUCCUGACCCACCUGUCUGCGUAAUAAAGCCACGUCCACCGCG